AUGUCGCUUUAAACUGCACUCUUCUCUAGGGCUUCGAACGUUAACUCUUCUUUGUUAAUCUCCCGCUUCCCUUGAAACCCCUUCCUUUCACCGAGUUCAAGCGUUCAAAAGCGAUCAAUUAUCCCUAACCAGAGAAUAAAUGGAAGAAUCCGAGAAGAGAAGGGAGAGGUUGAAAGCAAUGCGCAUGGAAGCAUCACAAGCUGGAGUUGAACAUGUUGUUGGGAAUUCUGCAGUGCCUCAUCACCUCUCAAAUCCAUUAGUUGAAACCUCUCCAAUUCCUCCAUUGCAAAAUAAUGCACCACAAAGGUUUGACUAUUACACAGACCCUAUGGCUGCAUUUUCCGCCGACAAGAGGAGGAGCAAGGUCAGCAAUCAGAAUUCACAGGACUAUUUCACACCUCCAAGACCAAUGAACCCUGAAAUGACUCCCUCUCCAGUUCAUCAAGUCCAACCUAAUUAUUCCCCUGAUCAGAGAAUAUACCAACCUCGAAGCCCUUAUCACAGCUCAGGACCAAUGACUCCUCCUUUUGCCCAUCAGGCCCAAACCAAUUAUUCCCCAGAUCAAAGAAUGUACCAAGCUCGAGGCCCUUACCACAGCUCAGGACCGAUGACUCCCUCUCCAGCUCAUCAACUCCCAACUAAUUACUCCCCAGAUCCAAGAAUGUACCAAGCUCGAGGUCCUUAUCACAACUCAGGACCAAUGACUCCCUCUCCAGCCCAUCAGUCCCAAACUAAUUAUUCCCCAGAUCAAAGAAUGUACCGAGCUCGAGGCCCUUAUCAAAGCUCCAGGCCCGAUGGAAGCCCAAUGGGGAUGGUCGGUCCUUCGGGCUCGCAUCAGGGAUCUAGUGGCGCAUCAACCUACUAUCAUUCAGCUAAUUCAUCUGGAAUUGGUAAUUUCUCCAGCCCUAGUUUUGGAGGUAGCCCCAGAUUUGGCGGUCCUACCUCUAGUUUGGGAUUUAGAGGUAGCCCCAGUUCUUAUUCGGGAAGGGGAAGGGGUCGCUCAUCGGGAUGUGGGAGAGGAUUCAAUUCUCAUGAGAGUGUUUCAGCAGAGCUUAGACCGGAUCUGUACUACAAGAAGUCAAUGGUUGAGGACCCGUGGAAGCUAUUGACGCCUGUUAUUUGGAAGAGAGAGAAUAUUUCAGCAACGAGUGGGAAUGUUUCAAUGGUUGACUAUGCUAAAUCAGUUUUUCCAGGAUCCGCUGGUAUAAAAAAGCCCAGAAUUUCAGGAGGCAUGAACGAGUCGAGUUCGAGUUCUCAGCCAAGCCUUGCUGAAUACUUAGCGGCUGCAUUUAAUGAAGCAGCCAACGACGGAGCUGGCGGUAACGAUAAACCGAGUUUGUGAGUUUGGCACUCUUGUACAAUUCCACCAAAGAGGGGGCUGUUGGGAUUGCCCGUCUGUUAAGAGUUUAUGAUAUGAUGACAUCGCCUCUUCAUACAAAGUUGGGCCUUUUCGAAAGUGCAGUUUAGACUCCUUAAUGCCCUUUGCUUGGCAGUGUCAACUUUCCCUAUCCCCCCUCGCAACAUAAGUUCUUAUGCAUAGAGAGAGAGAGAGAGAGAGAGAGAGAGAGAGAGAGAGAGAGAGAGAGAGAUAGGCUGCAUGAUUUCUUCAUACGGAGUAUUUGGUAACAGGGCAAGAUGAUGUUAAUUUCGUAAGAUUGUAAUUUACCUUCUGCAAUGCUUGAUUUUUUUUUUUCCAUUGCUGCUAUUGUUGCAUUUCUGUAUUAAGAUUACUGCUAUUUAAUUUUU
Messenger RNA from Rhododendron vialii, 1746 nucleotides. Its product is annotated as protein SICKLE. The record is from RefSeq and is a predicted model, not a curated record. The transcript has 3 exons. Lineage: Eukaryota; Viridiplantae; Streptophyta; Magnoliopsida; Ericales; Ericaceae. Gene Ontology annotation, biological process: mRNA splicing, via spliceosome; miRNA processing. The coding region runs from base 140 to 1342 and encodes 400 amino acids.